Molecule: messenger RNA, 4414 nt
Organism: Dicentrarchus labrax (European seabass)
Lineage: Eukaryota; Metazoa; Chordata; Actinopteri; Moronidae
Gene: fer
Product: fer (fps/fes related) tyrosine kinase
Exons: 20
Coding region: 284-2800 (838 amino acids)
Biological process (GO): cell adhesion; chemotaxis; Fc-epsilon receptor signaling pathway
Molecular function (GO): non-membrane spanning protein tyrosine kinase activity; ATP binding
Source: RefSeq, a predicted model, not a curated record
UCCCUGUUAGCCGUUAGCCGUUAGCCGUUUAGCUCCGUAGCCGGACGACAGGAGGAGUAUCCGGGCAAACGGAGGAGAAAAACACGGAGAAGAGGAGGAAAUGAGCCCGGCGGAGGACGGUAGAGGACCGCGGUGACCGGACAGCGAGUCUGCCGCUGAAAUAACCCGCUUCAUGAGCACCAUGCAAUCAUUCCUCGCUUGCCCCCGUCAUUAGAGAGAGAGAGUGUGUGUGUGUGUGUGUGUGUGUGUGUGAGAGAGGGAGAGAGAGAGAGAGAGAUCCAGGAUGGGGUUUGGUCGGGAUCUGAGGAAUUCUCAUGAGGGAUUACUGAAGCUUCAGGACUGGGAGUUAAAGCUGCUGGAGACGGUGAAACGCUUCAUGACACUGCGAGUGAAGAGCGAUAAGGAGUACGCCGCCCUGCUGCUCAGCAUGACUCAGCAAACAGAGAAACAGGAAGCUGCUGAUUACGUCAGCACUGUGAGCAAGUCUUGGUCUCAGGUGAUCCGCCAGACGGAGGCGUUGGGUCGCGUCAUGAGGAGUCACGCUGAUGAUCUGAACUCAGGUCCUCUGCACCGCCUGGCGACGCUGAUCCGAGACAAGCAGCAGGUGAAGAAGAGCUACCAGGGUCUUCAUCAGCAGCUGGAGAGCCACAACCACAAGGUCUGCUGGGAAAUACACAGAUACACCGUACACAAGGUAACCAGGAGUGACCUGGACAAACUGAAGGCGACGUAUCGUCAGCUGAGCCGUGAUGCUAACAACGCCAAAGAGAAAUACAGAGAGGCUCUGGCUAAAGGCCGGGAGGCGGAGCGUGCCCGGGAGCGUUAUGACAAAGCAACAGCAAAGCUUCACAACCUUCACAACCAGUACGUGUUGGCGGUGUGCGGCGCUCGAACGCAGCAGGACGAACACCGACGUCGCGCUGCACCCGCACUGCUCGACGCUCUGCAGAGGAUGCAGGAGGACAUGACACUCGCCCUUAAAAGUAUUCUGGAGGAGUACUGUGAGAUCAGCAGUCUGUUGACGGAAGAGAUCGUGAAGGUUCAUCAGGAGAUCUCUGCGGCUGUGGAGCAGAUUGACCCACUGGCAGAGUACCAACACUUCAUCGACGCCUACAGGUCUCCAGAGACCCCUGAGGCAGGCGUAGAGUUCGAUGCGUCUUUGUUGGAAGAGACGGACAACCUGCCAGCCAAUGAGAUCCUCUGGAACACGCUGACGGCUGAAAGCCUGCAGGCCAUGUUGUCGUCGGCAACUGAAGAGCUAGCGCUGACUCAGCAGAAUCUACAGACAAAGGAGGCGUUGGCAGACGACCUCGACGCCAAAAUCCAGACGAGUCAGCAGAGCGCGGAGAGGAAGAGCGACUGCGUCUUGCUGCUCAGUCAGAAACUCUCUCUCCUCGAGCUUCAUCACGCCGUCCAAUCGCUGCGCGGCUCCGAGGCCCGCCUCGCCUCCCAGAAGGCCCUGCUGGAUGCCAAGAUGGCUGCUGCCGCUGCCUCCCCACCCCCGCCGCCGCCUCCCCCCGCGCUGCCAUACGAGGAUGACGCCCGCUCUGUUGGAUCCACCGAUAAGACGAAGGAGAAGAGCUCUCGCUUCGACACUCUGCGUCACUCUCUGGCCGGGAUGAUCCGCUCUCCUAAAGCCAUGCUGGGGUCCUCCACCUCGCAGUUCUUUGAUGUGAUCCCAACGUCAGAGCGCCCCCUGGCGGAUCAGGAGUGGUAUCACGGCGCCAUCCCCCGCACCGAGGCUCAGGAGUUACUACGGCAACAGGGAGACUUCCUAGUGAGGGAGAGUCACGGUAAACCAGGCGAGUACGUCCUGUCGGUGUUUUCUGACGAGCAGAGACGACAUUUCAUCAUCCAGUACGCCGAUAGUCAGUACCGUUUUGAAGGCACCGGUUUCUCCACCAUCCCUCAGCUCAUCGAGCAUCAUUUCUCCAGCAAACAGGUCAUCACCAAGAAGUCUGGAGUCGUGCUGCUCAACCCCGUCGUCAAGGAUAAGAAGUGGAUCCUGAACCAUGAGGACGUGGUGCUUGGGGAGCUGCUAGGAAAGGGUAACUUUGGAGAGGUGUUUAAAGGGACGCUGCAGCGAGACAAAACGCCAGUCGCCGUCAAAACAUGUAAAGAAGAUUUACCUCCAGAGCUGAAGAUCAGGUUCCUGUCUGAGGCCAGGAUCCUGAAGCAGUACGACCAUCCGAACAUCGUGAAGCUGAUUGGUGUUUGUACGCAGCGACAGCCGAUCUACAUCGUCAUGGAGCUGGUUCCUGGUGGAGACUUCCUGUCCUUUCUGAGGAAGAAGAAGGACGAAUUAAAGACAAAGCAGCUUGUUCGAUUCUCUGUGGACGCUGCCGCCGGCAUGGCGUACCUGGAGAGUAAGAACUGUAUCCACAGGGACCUGGCAGCCAGGAACUGUCUGGUGGGAGAGGGCAGUGUGUUAAAGAUCAGUGACUUUGGGAUGAGCCGCCAGGAGGACGACGGCAUUUAUUCUUCAUCUGGACUCAAACAGAUCCCCAUCAAAUGGACGGCUCCAGAGGCCCUGAACUACGGUCGUUACAGCUCAGAGAGUGAUGUGUGGAGUUAUGGGAUAUUGCUGUGGGAGACCUUCAGUCUGGGGGUGUGUCCUUAUCCUGGGAUGACCAAUCAGCAGGCCCGAGAGCAGGUGGAGAAAGGUUACAGGAUGGCAUGCCCUCAGCGUUGCCCUGACGACGUGUACAAAGUGAUGCAGCGCUGUUGGCAGUACAACCCCGAAGACCGGCCCAAGUUCUCAGAGCUGCAGCGAGACCUCGCCGCCAUCAAGAAGAAGUGAUGACAUCAUCAUACGCCUCGCCGCCAUCAAGAAGAAGUGAUGACAUCAUCAUACGCCUCGCCGCCAUCAAGAAGAAGUGAUGACAUCAUCAUACGCCUCGCCAUCAUCAGAGACAAAAGAAGAAAAUGUUCAGUCGCGUCCUCAGCAGCACGCCAUCAGCCAAGAACAAUUACCUUUUCAUGUUUGUUUGGAGGUGGGCGUGGUCGGAGGUGGGCGUGGUCGGAGGUGGGCGUGGUCUCUCCCGUUGAUAUUUUGGUAAAAACACAAAAAAACGACCAAAAACAACAGUUGAGCUGCUUGAAACCAAAGUUUCCAUCACCUCCGCAGAGUUUCUGAAACGUGGAGAUGAUGCAACGAUGAUGUAACGAUGAUGCAACGAUGAUGUAACGAUGAUGCAACGAUGAUGUAACGACGUCAGUACACACUGAGCAUGUCUGUUAGCUUAACGAAACACUACAAAGUGAUCCUUUAACUUAAAAUGCUAAAAAUAGAAAGUGCACUUUCCUGAAGUUGAUGCUAAUCUGUUGGUGCUGCACACAGUUAGCAGUUAGCAUUUAGCAGUUAGCUGAUGUUUGAACUACAGUCGGGUGAAGAGGUUAGCAUGGGUGUAGCUAGCUAUUUUAGCCUCUGAAGACACGAAACGUCAGACUGAUGACAAUCUCCACAACACUGAACACUGUCGGUCAAACAGGAAGUUACACGUGCAGAAGUUAAGCUAACGGAGCUAACAGCUUAGCAUGACUGUAGCGAGGGUUCUUGCUCACUAAUAGAAACACGUUCACAGUUAUUGAUGAGUUAUUGAUGAGAGCUUCAUCAUCAGAACGGCUAGCACUAAACAUGCUAACAGAUUAGCUCACCUGGUGGUAGCAAUAACAAACAAACUGACCUCAGAUCAGACAAACACUGUUAGAGGCCACACACACACACACACACACACACACUUACACACUUGUCGCUGCUGUAACCAUGGCAACAGCCUCCACUGCUGAGGAUCAAUCAGCUGUUAACACUAACAUCAAUGUUUAUUGUUUUUAUCUUUUUAUUUAUUAUGUUUUUAUUUUCUCAGAUUUUAAAACUGACUCUUAUUCUGAAAAAACAGCUGUCAAUCAUCACACAGACCACGCCCACCCCGAUCUUUGUUUGGUUUUUUUGAGGAAAUGUUUUUGACCAAUCAGUGAUCUCAAAUUUUUUGUUGUCAGAUGAAAACAAACAAAAAUCUUCUGCUUUAAAAACGUAUUGUUAUUGUUUUUAUUAAAUGGUCCAAAACAAUUCCUUAAAAAAAACAAAUGACAUCAUCAGCACUUACUGCGUGUAUUUCCUGGUUGUCAUGGUAAUGACGGACCACUUUAAUAUAAAUAUGUAAACUACAAAUUAUAAAAACAUGUAUGUGUAAAUGAAUCGGGAGUCCUGAUUGGUCAGCAUCACUUCCUGGACCAUGUGAGGGCGGAGCCUUAAUGUUUUUGUGAUAUCAGAGCGCCGCCUACUGUCACUGUAAAUACAGUUUUUACAGUUCCAAUUUCAUGUUUUUGAACACUAAUCGUCUUUUAUAUUUGUUUAAACUCUAUAAAAAUAUUAUCGUAGCAUUUAUUAUGAAAAUAAAACAAAUCAUACCAA